Eimeria mitis is the source of this 444-nucleotide messenger RNA. Its product is annotated as 50S ribosomal protein L4, putative. The record is from RefSeq and is a predicted model, not a curated record. NCBI's taxonomy places the organism in Eukaryota, Apicomplexa, Conoidasida, Eucoccidiorida, Eimeriidae. Bases 1 to 444 code for a protein of 147 amino acids. The transcript has 5 exons.
AUGGCAGUGAUAACUGUGAAGGCGCUGCAGCAGCUGCUGUUUCUGCUGCAGCAGCAGCAGCAGCAGCGGCUACCUAAAUAUGCAACACCUGAUGGUCUUCCUGCUGCUGCUCCUGCUGCUGUCGAUGGAUGGAAAGAUGAAUGGCUGAUGAUUAAAGCCAGAGAACAACAAGCCAAGUUUGAUCGAAAACGAAUCCGCGAGCUGGCAGCCAAGUGGGCUUGGUCGAGCGAAACCAAAGGCCUUCUGAAAGUGCCGCGAGUAGACCCUCUUCGAGGGUUUAGGGUUUGUAAAUUCUCCUCCCAAGAGGCCCCAGCCCCAGGCAGCAAAUACGACAACCUCUACAUGGACGAUGAGCCGCUAGAAGAAGAUGAAGAGGAUAUGGAGCAGCUCGCUGCGGCUUUAGAGGCGCGGGACCGUGAAGAGGCAUGGGCUACUGCAGAAUAA